AUGGAGAGUACAGCCAUGGCCGUCCCUACCAAAAAGACCCCGGCAACCAUUUCAUCUCGAAGUGCUCUCCGUGCAACGGCGGCCGCCUUCCACUUUAAACCUCCCACACCAUACGGGGCAUCCACCAUUGUUGCCGGCCAAGCGCCUUCCCACAUCGAAUGUCGAACAAGUGCAGCGACCUACGAAAACGGCUUCUUCAGCAAGGCUCCGAGCCCUCGUUCAGCCAUGCCUGGACUUUUGCAAAACCCUGGUGCCAGACAACAAGACCGUCUUUCAGCAGACAGUUCUAGAAGUAAGAGAAGCAAUACCUUGAAUAUCUUUAAACGAUCUGCGGAUACAGACGAGCUUAAGACUCACUCCACCAAUGGAUAUACUACACCCUGUCAACCCAGAAUCCUUGGGGGCAUUAGCCGAUUCCAGACACAAGAGUAUCAUGAAUCUGCUGACCAGUACUGGCGAGACGAUCAAAUCCACUUCACGCCUUCGAACGCAUCAUUUGUUGUGGGUAUGCUAGCCCGUAAACAUAUUGCGGUCCGCCACAAGAUCGGGACCCAAGCCACAGUUCCUAUGCCUUCGAGGAACCAACUUUUCGACCUUUACAAAAGUGGAGAAUUGGAAGCAGCUCAGCAGCCGGUGGUUUGCAGCGACAACAAUUGUCCAUGUGAACUAGCGGUGCAGACUUUACAACAGAAAGUCGAGUUGCAACAGGACGAAAUAUUCCACCUCGAAAUGUCACGUAGUCAAACCAGCAAGCAGUGCCAGCAUUCAAACCUACAUUCACAGUGGGAGGCUUCCGUCAGUCGGGUGGCAGAGCUAGAAAGCGAGAUCGCUACCGCAGAAAGUGAGAAGAAGGAAGCCGAGGCGCGAAGCAGUGCUCUUCAAAAUCACAAUGAUGCUUUGACGCAGCAGAAUAUAGAUCUGCAGCGGAAGUUGACAACGAUCGAGGAAGAGAAGGAAAUUGCCGACCGCAGAAAAGCCACGAUGGAGGAUAUGAAGAGAAAGAUCGCAGAGAGCAAGGCAUCGGAGAAAUGCUGCACCAGUCAGCUCUCCGCCUUGGACACGACGCCAGCACCAGCGUUUACACCAGCAAAGAUUCAACCAAGUCAUGAUGUGUUGACUUUAGGCACGAUUUUGCCACAAAGAACCGUUCUUCAGGGGGGCAGCCUGAGGAAUGGUGAGCUUUCGAGGAGUGCAACUCCGAAGAAUGCCAGCUCACUCAAGAUCCGGUUCAGAGCUUUACCAGAUUGUGGACUUGAAAGCUAUUGA
Messenger RNA from Cadophora gregata, 1266 nucleotides. RefSeq lists its product as uncharacterized. The coding region runs from base 1 to 1266 and encodes 421 amino acids. The transcript has a single exon. The record is from RefSeq and is a predicted model, not a curated record. Lineage: Eukaryota; Fungi; Ascomycota; Leotiomycetes; Helotiales; Ploettnerulaceae.